Didymella exigua CBS 183.55 is the source of this 3916-nucleotide messenger RNA. RefSeq lists its product as uncharacterized. The transcript has 5 exons. The coding region runs from base 236 to 3628 and encodes 1130 amino acids. The record is from RefSeq and is a predicted model, not a curated record. Lineage: Eukaryota; Fungi; Ascomycota; Dothideomycetes; Pleosporales; Didymellaceae. Gene Ontology annotation, biological process: regulation of transcription by RNA polymerase II.
CGCACGCAACCUCACCUUUGGGGAAGAGGAGUUGCUUUUCGACGACGCGCACGUCCAAACGCCCGCGCAUUCUUCCUAACACUGCCCGUCGCCUUGCUAUCGAUGACCAUACCGCUCUCUGCUUGUCUGGCGGACUUGCGAUCGCGGUAGCCCCAUCGGCAGAUAGCACCAGUGCCGGCGGCGCGUCUUCGCGACUCACCCUAGCUGACUUUCUCAACAUUCCGCAGCGUUCUACAUGGCGCCUGUAUCCGAUACACCCACUACGCGCAUACGAAGUUCCGAACGGCCACGCAGACGACACAUCUCCGACUCGGUGCCCGCAAGCAAGAAGCGCAAAUACGUGCCAGGUGGACCAGGAGGCGGGGGACGCUACGUGGAUGACGAGGGCAUAGAGACGCCCGUUGGAGGAACAGGACCAGGCGGCUACGCGUACAUUGGGCCCCGCGGCCGCAUCGGACGCCUCAACGCCGAGCGACAAGGCGUCGUUCUCGACGACAUCGCCAGCGCGCCCUCACCCUCGUACUCCCGACCGCGACGCGAAAGGCCGCCUGCUGGACCGCGCUCCAGUUCGGCCGCUGCAGUUGCCGCCGCUGUGGCGCAAAACGACGGGUACAAGCCGCGGGAGGAGCGGAGCUGGGAUGAAUUCCACCCCGAUCUCGACAUCGAUGCUGAGUUCCCGGUCUACACCGCAGACCAAAUCGAUGGCAUAAGCCCUGCAGAUUCGCUGCCUGGGACGCCUGGACAGCCAUCGUUAAGUGGCCAGUAUGCUGUCGAUAAUGGCAUCUCUGCCAUGCUCGAUGGUCUACGCGCGCAGCAGACCCAAGAUGAGGAGGCCGUCGAGAAUGGGUACAGUGGCUCGGUCAGCCUCCUGGCGACUCCUAAAAGGCGACCAGGGCGGCCACCUCGUAACCGAGACUCCAUGCUUGCGGGGCUGGGGUCCCCACCUCGACCACGGAUACAGCCCUUGCCGACUAUGAAUCCGAGGGAGAAGCUGAACCUGCCCAAGCCAUCUGUGCGUGAGGUUGACCCCUUCAAAGCCCACGAAGAGAGCGAAGGAGUCAAAGUCAACUACGUCGACCGGACCAUGGCGAGCAUCGGCUACCAGGAGAGUGAGGUCUUCGCUAGGACAGAGAACCACCUGAUACGACUUCCGGAGGGCUCGAUCGAGGAGGAUCUAGACCUGACUUUGCAGAAUGAAGCCGAGGGAUCUACAACAGCAGUCGCGGUCGGCCGAGUUGAGUAUGACAUGGACGAGCAGGACGACAUGUGGUUGGAGGCUCUGAACGUGCAGCGCAAAGCCGAAGAGGUCGAAGCCAUCAAGCCUGCCAUCUUCGAGGUCACCAUAACGCAAAUCGAGAAGGAAUGGCAUGCUCUGGAAAAGCGCAUCCCAAAACCGAAUCCAAAGCCACCGCAGACACAUCGACCGCGAUCUAGUAGCGCAGCCGCGGUCAACGGAGAGCCUGCAGGACAAGGGGAGGAGCAAGACACCAAGUGUGCAAUUUGCGACGACGGCGACUGCGAGAACACCAACGCCAUAGUAUUCUGCGAUGGUUGUGACUUGGCGGUUCAUCAGGAAUGCUAUGGUGUGCCUUUUAUCCCAGAAGGACAAUGGCUUUGUAGGCGCUGUCAACUAGUGGGCCGUGGCACCCCUGCUAGUGAGCUCCCGGGCUGCAUAUUCUGUCCGAAUGGGGACGGCGCAUUCAAGCAGACGACAGCUAUGAAAUGGGCUCAUCUUCUGUGUGCGAUGUGGAUCCCUGAAGUUUCACUCGGCAACGUAACCUUCCAGGAGCCGGUACAAGAUGUCGAGAAGGUUCCAAAGACACGCUGGAAGCUGUCUUGCUAUAUUUGUAAGCAGAAGAUGGGAGCGUGCAUCCAGUGCGGCCACAAGUCAUGCUUCGAGGCAUUCCAUGUGACCUGUGCACGCAAGGCUCGGCUAUGUCUGCGAAUGAAGUCAUCUCAAUCCUCGAAUCCUCAAGACUCCACAGUACUUAAGGCGUACUGCGAUCGACACACCCCCUCGGAUUGGAGGCGCGAGUAUGACGUCGAGGGAGCAAUUGCAGACGCGAAGGCCUUCUAUCGACACACGAUGCGCAAUAUUCGCUGGCCCGAUAGCCAAGCAUACGCGCUAUCAAUUGGCUCGACUCAUGCAGCGCACGCUAUCGACGACGAAGAUGAUGGCGUGCCUGGCAGUAACAAGCGCAAGCGCGGGCAGCCGACCAAGUCCUGGAGACUGCCCUCAGGAGCACCAGUGGUGCCUCAGGCUGUCUAUCACAACGUCGAGAAUGCCUUGAUCAAGUUCAAUGUUCGCAAACGUAAGGAGUUUGUGCAAGAGGCUUGCAAGUAUUGGACAUUGAAGCGUGAGGCACGACGCGGCGCUGCCUUGCUCAAACGUCUGCAGCUCCAGAUGGAGGCUUUCUCGUCCAUGGAGAUUACUCGUCGUAACUUUGCGGGUAUGGGCGCGGCGGGUCGGCCUCGUCUGCAGCGACGCAUCGAGUUCGCAGAGCGCCUUGAAGAUGACAUGGAACAAAUCCGCGUCCUUUGUCAUGGUAUCAAGGAGCGUGAGGCUAUGAAGCUGGACGACAUCAUGAUUCUCAAGAACAUCCUGGACUGCGUGUACUUCCCCAUACCGGCCAUGCUCAGACCCAUCCUGAAGAGGCUUCAGAAUCUUGACAGCAAGGAUACUUUUGCAGAGGGCUUUAGCAGUCUUCAGAAGAAGCUUGACGAAAUGACCUACACGUCUGUCCAAGCCUUCAACGACGACCUGCUUACAAUGCUGAGCGCACAGAUGGAUCUUGCACCUAUCUCCAGCACCGAAGACGCUGAUGACGAGUCCACCAAGCCGACUGCUCAAGGCCUAACCUCUGAUCAGAAAGAGAUGAAGAAAUUGGUCAGGCGCAUCAUCAGGAGUGCUCAACCGGCAAUCGAAGACGCGAUGCAUAAGGAAGCGGAACUGGCCCGGGCUCCUGUGGAAAAACUUCCCGACCUCGAGGCACUUCUUCAGCAGAAGCUGCAGGGUAAGCAGGAUGCUUCUUCUCUCGAAGAUGCCCCUCACAAGACGAUUGAGACCGAUGAACCAAGUCACGAGGAGACCCUGGAGCCAAUAACCAACGGAGUAGACUCAGAGCAUCUCAAGAAGACAGAUGAUGUUCAACUUGCACCUACACCCGACGAUAACGCGGCGGACGGCAACCACUCAAUACACGAUGAGGCCGCAGACGAGGCUGCCAUUGCUGCCCAACUCGGGCAAGACACCUUGCACGUCUUCAACCGCGAACAACAAGGCGAUGCAAUGGAGCUGGACGCAAGGGAUGCCAACAGAGGAACGGAGCCUCUUACACCGCCAAGAUCUGAGAAAAACCUACUCAACCCACUUCACAAUGGCGGCGUUCCCUGGUAUCUAGAACCUUUCGACAUCCAUGGCACUACAGUCUACGAACCUAUUUGGGCUGGACGCGAGGUUCUCAAAGCUAUGAGCGAAGAUCUUAGCGAGCUUGACGACGACGAGCUUGACGGACUCGCUGGCUCUGAUCCAAUCCAGCCAGACGAGGAAGCGGCUGACGACCAGGCCAUCGACUUGCGCAAAGCGGCAGUACGCAAGAGGCAAAGACGGUCGCGUGCGUACAGGUGAUUUACUUCUUUUUCUCAUUUGCAUUGUUUGACCCCGGCAUGUACAUUGCGGUCAUGUCAUGUAUCACCUUUGUGCUUUGUAUCAUAUCCCUGCUUUUGGUAGAUGAGGCGCAAUGGUGUUUGGCUCUUAGGCUACGGCAAGACGCCAUGGAAUUACCCUUGUGGGAUCUGGAGUUGAGAUUUGCGAAGCAUUUCGGCAGCGAGUAAUGGGCGAUGGUUGCUGCAAAUGGAGACUGGUAAUUCUAGUAUUUCAGCUACGAUACAAACACGCACAUCCCAUCUUGAAGAC